AUGGCCGUGCCUCGGCUGGUUCACUCAAGUUCGGUAAGCGCGCCGAGCCCCAAAACGCCCGUGGUACCAACUCCCGGGAAAAGGAUGUUUUCGCGGGCAGCUGGGGCAGGUGAAGAGGCAAAAGGUGAAAAGCAGCAAACCCCAGUGUUUCCUCGGAGUACAAGCGUCAGCCUGCCCGUGAGAAAUGUUUUGGUGAUCCCGGUUGGAAAGGAGAGGACGGGGAGCGCGGGGGAGGGGGGUAAGCGGCGGGGGGAAGGGCAACGGAGUGAGGGGGAGGGGGAAGGGGGGAAGGAGGAUGGGGAAGGGGAGGGAUGGAAGGAGAGGUGGCAGGCGCAGGCGGAAGCUGUGACACGUGCCAUGCAGCGAUUGGACGCGGGGAAGGACGGCAGGGCGGCUGAAGUCGCGGCAACUCCAAGGCGAGCAGAAUCUCCUCCCCUCCCCCCUCACACCCUCCCCCCUCACACCCUCCCCCUCCUCCCCACCCCUCCCCGCCCCCCCAACUCCCUCCCCCCCCCCCCUCCUCCCCCCUCAUGCAUGCUGCGCCGACGCAUGCUGCAGCGAGCAGCAACACCUCCACCCCCGACACCCGCCCCUCUCUUACAGGAGGAGCGUUUGCUCCGCUUGUCCCGCCAGCAGAAGCGCCAACGCAUGCUGCGGCGAGCGGCUGCCGCCCUUCCCACCUGCAAACACUCCCCCACCUUUACCCCGCUCCCGCUCCCCGCCUGCAGGAAGAGCGUUCGCUCCGCCUAUCCCGCCAGCAGAAGCGCGAACGCAUGCUUUUGCGAGCAGCCCCCUCGUCCCCUCACCCCUCCUCUACCCACUCUCUCUUUCCCUCUGCAGGAGGAGCGUUCGCUCCGCCUAUCCCGCCAGCAGAAGCGCCAACGCAUGCUGCAGCGGGCGGCUGCCGCCUUUCCCACCUGCAAACAACCCCCCCACUCUCCCCCCCCCCCCGCGCAUUUUUACCCCCCUCCCGCUCCCCCCUUGCAGGAAGAGCGUUCGCUCCGCCUAUCCCGCCAGCAGAAGCGUCAACGCAUGCUGCAGCGGGCGGCUGCCGCCCUUCCCCAGCUGGCGCAGCGCGUGUCAGAGGCGCCUCGCUUCCGAUUGGACGACUUUCUGGCGGCGCUUGACAGCCUGGCAGCGCUUCGAGGGAAGCUGAGAGCGGCCCUGGAGGCGCAGCAGAGGGAGGAGGAGGACGAGGAGGCGGAGAGGAGGGAAGAGGAGAGGAGGAGGGGGGAUAGGGGGGAGGAGAGGAGGGAUGGGGAAUGGAUGAGGGUUAUCGAGGAUGCCCUGAUGCUGCUGGAAGAGGAGUUUGAAGCGACUCUCUCCAAGCACGGCAAGCCUCUAGAUCUCGCAACACUAAAGUCCGCCCUUCAUGCCCAGAAUUUCGCCACUGCAGCUGCAGCUGGUGCUGCUGGUACAGGGGCAGCAGGGGCAGCAGGGGCAGCAGGGGGAGUGCCCUCUCUCCGUGCUCGUAGAGCGACAGGCGUCACCCCCAUCACCACCCGUUUCACUCGCACCUCCUCCGACUUCUCCCUUGCUGCUGCCGCAUCUGCUAGAGGGAACAUCAGCACUACCCCCACCAACCAGAGUAAUUCGACCAACAGCAGCAGCAGCAGCGCCAGCAGCACGGGUUUCUUGUCCCAGGACCAAUCGGGGCACUUGAGUGCUGCUGCUGCUGCUGCCGCCGCUGCUGCCGCUGCCGCUGCUGUUGGUGGUGGUGCGUCUGCUGGUCUUUGGCCUAUGUAUUCCGGACCCCUUCCCUCCACAGCGGCUUCUAACUCACCCUACGCAUCCCCAUACACUUCCGGUUACAUUCCCCAUAACGCAUAUGCUUAUAACGCGGUUGGUUCUUCUUCCUUCUCUGCCUCUCCCUCCUCCUCGUCUGCCUCCCCCUAUGCGCGCCCCACUCCCCCCCGCAUCACCAUCCCUAUCCAUCCGGACGAGGACGACGCCGAGUCUGACGCCAACGACCUCCCGAACCUGACUCCAGGUUCAGCAGCCAGGUCCGGGGGCGCCAAGCCUGUGAAUCAUCCGGGGCAGGAGGCUCGGUCGUCUACGGGGAGGGAAGCAGGGGGGGCAGGAGGGGGAGCAGGAGGGGCAGCAGGAGGGGCAGCAGGAGGGGGGGUGGGGGGAGUGGAUUGGCGGGUUGCGUUUAGUGAGUGGGGGGAGUGGUUACCAGUGGCAGAGAUUGGCUGGUUACGCAAGAUGGCCACACGGAUCGUUGCGAUUGGUGGGCUCACUCGCUGCUGUGCUAGAUAUUGCGCCGCCCGUGGCCCGAGCAUAGCGAGUGGCACGGCUUGUCUUGACCUGAAGGAGCGCAGCGUUGCUGAGCUGGAGGCCAUGCCGUGGAGCCAGCUGGAGCCCACCAUCAAGACGUGGCUGAGAGACGCCAACAUACUGAUCCGUGUGCUACUGGAGGGAGAGCGUCUCCUUUGUGAGGCAGUCUUAGAGGACGCCCCAGAGCUCGAUGCGGGCGGCGUCUAUCGGCAGCUUCUGUCGGCGUCGCUGUGCGUGGAGGGCUCGGUCGGCAAGCUGGUCGGCACGGCUCAUUCCAUUGCCGGGCUGACGCGGUCCCCUGAGAAAGUCUUUAGCUUCAUGGAAAUGUUCCGAGCGGCAACUGGGCUGAGGGAGCAGGUGCAAUCCGUGCUGAUAGCAGCAGCUGGGGUGGGAGGGGGUUCCUUAUGGCCACAGUGGCAAGCCCUCCCAGCGCUCCUAGCAUGUGCCGUAUUCGAGACAAUAGACGAGCUCAACAGCACACUGAGAGAUGUGGAUGGACUGACUCCAGCGGCUAUGCCCUCGCCCGUCGCUCCUAAGAAGAAGCUUCUAAGCAGGAUAAUUUCCUGGAAGGCGCAGGAGGUGAAGAGCCAGAGCGGGGAGGACGUGGAUGUGUCGGUACACGCGGUUACCAGCUACGUGGUCAACUACAUAGGGCAGCUGUUGGACAGAACCUCUCGAGGCAACGUCUGUGCUGUGCUGGAGGAGAUCUACCGGAGCCACGGGGCUGACCAUUUGAAAGAGUCCAGCAGCAGGCAGCAACUGCUCGCCCCCUUUUCCCUUGUGUCCCUCUCACCACCCUCAGAACUUCCCGUGCCAACUACUGACCUCUCGAGCCAACUACUGCGCUGUGUUGGAAGAGAUUUACCAGUGCCACGGGGCCGACCAUUUGAAAGAGCCCAGCACCAGGCAUCAACUGCUCGCCCCCUUUCCUUAUCUGUCCCUCUAACCACCCUCAGAACUUCCCGUGCCAACUACUGUGCUGUGCUGGAGGAGAUUUACCAGAGCCACGGAGGGAACACAUUUCAAUCUCCCCUCAUUCCCCCGCUCUUCUUCCACCCAUUCCUCUCCAUACUUCUUAUUCCGUCCCCCAGAACCUCUCGCGCCAACUACUGUGCUGUGUUGGAAGAGAUUUACCAGAGCCACGGGGCCGACCAUUUGAAAGAGCCCAGCAGUAAUAGCAGCAGCAGCAGCCAGCACCCCGGCCAUGCGCCACAGACGCCCGUGCAGGGAGCUGCAGGGACGCCCAAGGAAGCGGCACCUCUCCAAUACGCUGCUCCUGCUGCUGCUGCUGCUGUUGCCACUCCAGAUGUCCCGUCCAACUUUCCUACUGUCCUAGAGUCUGCUCCUGCUGCCGCUGCCCCUGCUGCUGCCACUGCUGCUGCUGCUGCCGCUGCUGCUGGCAGUGGUGGUUUGAAUACCGCACCAGAAACUCCCAAGGAAAGGGCUCGGGAUAGCCAGAAUGCUCUUGGUGGUGGUGGCAGUGGCGGUGGCAGCGUUCUCAGUGGCGGUGGGAAGAAGGGCAAGGGGGCGGGUGGGCGGCAGAGGAAGAGGCAGUUGGGGGCGGACAUGGAGGCACUGUUGGAUGCGCUCUAUUUCAACAUGGAGGCCCGCGGAAGAACUAUCGCUGAUGGUCCCCUUGCUGCUCUCUUUGUGCUGAAUAACGCCAACUACAUCGCUUCUUCCAUCUCCUCGGGUCGAAUGCGGGAUGCCAUCCGCCACUCAGACCGCCUGGCAGACUACGAGUCGGCCUUUGAGAGAGCAGCGCUGUGCAAGCUGCUGGCGUGCUUGGAGCCAUUGGAAGUGAGCGCCAAGAUGAGUGCGGACGGCGUGAAGCAGCGUUUGAAGCGGUUCAAUGCGGUGUUUGAGGAGGUGGCACUGGAGCAGCGGCGGUGGCUCGUGCUGAGCGACAGCUGUCGCAAGGCCAUGCGCGUGCGGUUCGCCAAGGUCAUCAAGGGAUCCUAUAUGGACUUCCUCACUCCCCACAGAUCACCCGGUUCCCCCGGUCCGCUUCUUCCGCGCGCCAUGUCUUCCGCCAAGGCCGCUGGAUCUCUGCUCCGCUUCAUCCCGCCGUCGUACCUUCCGCAGCGGAUGGAUGUACGGAGCGCCGUUACAUGGGGAACGACAGGAGUCGUCGGCGCGCUGUGGCUGAUUCAGCCUUUCGGUUGGAUCAAGGACCAGCCGGAGGACGACGAAGCACUGACAGGUCAGCCUGCGGCUCUUCCCGAUGACAUAGAAGUUGCAGACGCUUCCAGCGGCGCAGUCGGCGGCGGAAGCGGCGGAAGCGGUGGAGGCGGCGGGAUAGGCGGAGACGGCGCAGACACGUAUUCGGACGAUUGGGAGGAUCCGCUUCCCGGCGACCACCCUAACGGGGAUGACACGAUAGUAGACACGUCAGAUGACGUCGAAGCGGACGUUCCGCCGGGAAAUGCGGCGAGCCGUGGCGUUAUUCCGGGUAACCGCAAACCAGGCGAUUUGGUGCCGGGGGAAGAGGAAGGGGAGGCGGAGGGGGGAGCGGGGAGGGGAGUGAAGGGGGGAGCGGAGAUGGGAGUGAGGGCGCAAGCGGAGGGGGAAGCGGAAGGGGGGGGAGCGGAGGAGUGGGAGGCGCAAGAAGAAGCGGCGGAGGAGGAGCCGGAAAACCCGUGGAUUGAAAACGGGAGGGGGGAAGGCUCUUCCGCCGCUGUGGCGCAAGCGCAGGACUACCAGCCGGGCGGGGAGGAUGGAUUUGCGGAAGGGCUGAGCGGAAAGGCGGAGGCGCAAGCGCAGGACGAUCAGGCGGGCGGGGGAAAUGGUUUUGCGGAAGGGCAGAACGGAAAGGAGGAGGCGGAAGAGGAGCCGAGCAGCGAUUGGCCGGCGGGGGAAGCGGGGGAAAGCGCGGAACAGGAGGUCGGGGACGAGAGUGAGAGUGGCACUGCGACUAUCCAGGAAGCUGAUAACGGGUAUGGCGACACGGGCGGGACGUAUGAGCGGAAUGUGCCGGCGCAGGGGGGUGGGGGCGCGGAACAGCCCGCGCAAGGGGAGGCCUGGACCUUCGAGGAGGAUCAACCAGGGCAAGGCGGGCGGGAGCAAGGGGGGGCGAUGGGGGGACAGGUGGGGGGGGGAGAGCCCGGGGAAGGGGAAGGGGAAGGAGGAGCGGGAGAUGAGAGGGGGGACAAUAGCGAUUACUUUUUUCACGGGCAGGACCCAGAUGAGGAGGAAUGGCAGAAGCGGAAGCACAACUGGCAAAAUGCGGGUCCAAAUAGUGACUCUAACGACCCUAACGCUGCUGAUGACGCUAACGGGCCUAGUGACUAUAACGAAGCAGAGCAGACACAAACUUCUGGGAACCCCGCGGAUGCUAACCCUGAUGAUGGGAAUCCCGAUGACGAGCUGUUUUCUGACAACAAUCCGUCUAGUUCUGACGAAGCAUUUCCUGACAGCAGCAAUCCCGCCGCUCAGGACGCUGCUGCAGUUAAGACGGCAGACUCAGCUACCACUGGAUCAGGCUCGGAAGGAUCCGAACCUGCAGCUCUGGCGAGUAACAGUUACUCUGAAGGUUACCAGAAGAUGGCUGGCGGGCAGAUCAGCGCGGAGGGCAUCUUAGGGAUCGUGCUGGGAGUGACUCUGGGUGCUGGCCUAUGUCUUCUGGUAGUCUGUGUGUGCUGGGUGCGGCAACGGAACAUCAACCGGGCCAAAGAGUCUGAAGCCAUGACAGAAUACGUUGAUGACAGCAGCGAGGAAGAGGAUGAGGAGGGGUUGGAGGAAGCAGCAGACACAGCGCUCAUGGGAGGGAUAGUGGGAGCACACAGAGCCCUGGAUAUUGAGGCACAACAGGCAUUGAAGUCCUCCAAGCAUUGA
Closterium sp. Naga37s-1 is the source of this 6111-nucleotide messenger RNA. The record is from the annotation of a GenBank genome assembly. Lineage: Eukaryota; Viridiplantae; Streptophyta; Zygnematophyceae; Desmidiales; Closteriaceae.